AUGGAGGAAAUGUCAGACGCUCUCUUCGAGGACGAGGGGGACGAUGACUACGCCUGGGCGAAGGCAGCGUCAGUGAUGGGUGCUCAGGCCAUGUCAGCAACUCGAGCCGCAGAAAAUCGUGACUCUCUGAGCGCCGUAGACCAGCUACGUGCAGCUGUCGAGAAGGGCAACUACGCGGCUGCCGGUCGCCUCAUCCACGAGCUGCACGACGUCGGCACGCACAUCCCUCCGUCCGAGCUAUACGCCGGCCCUCUCCUCAGCCUUCUCAAGGACUCUUACGCGCGCGAACACCCUCUCCGACAGCAUACCACCUCCGUCACCGACGCCUUCUCCGCAUGGUUCGCCCUCCUCCCGGACGCCGAGCAUGUCCAGGACCCCACGCUCCUUUCUCUCGAGGAAGUCCGGCGACAUAUAUUCCAAACCAACAUCGUCAACACCGACCUCGUCCUCACCUUCGGCCUCGCCGCCGCGCGGAAGGGCUACGCCGAGCAGGUCAGCAGCCAGCUGAUGCACUUUGCUAUGGGCGCCUUCCCCGACGUCCAGGCGGCGCUGCGGUAUAUGAAUAAAUUCUUGGAGGCGGCAGAGGAGCACCGGCGGGGGUUGCAGCCUCAGAACGCGGUCUUUCGCCCGGCGCUGAGCAUAAGGCGCAAGGUGUACAAGACGGCGCUGAGGGCGCUGGUGCGGAAUGGGCAUCACGAUGUCGCCGUUGACCUGCUGACACAGAAGAAGCGGAAGUUGGGGCAGGCUGUGCCGAAGGAGACUUUGCAAUUUGUGGCUGCUCAGUUGCAGAAGGCACGCCGAUAUGACCUUUUGGCUAAGGUCAAUCCUUUGCUGGAGGGUUCGGAAGACAAGGCGCUAGCGCACGAGCAGAGGCAGGUUGACGUUGAGGCGGCGUAUUUGCAAGAAAUUGUGGAUAAGCGGAGUGGUGCUGCUGCUGAUGACGACGCUCUCGUGAACGGUUCGCUCGCCUCCCGACUUUCUCACCUUCGCCGCGCCUUCAGCCACGGUGGGACACCGCCCACAUGCGCUACCCUGGUAAAUUUCAUGGACCAAUACUACGACUCCGGGCGGUGCCGUGCCCUGCGUCUCCUCCGCCAGCGCGCGCUCCGCAAUGGGACCGCCGCUACCACCGCCUACACCUUCGCCCAAAUGGUCUUCCUCCGCCGGCGCAAAAUGGACACUCUCCUCAUCCAGUCCUUCGCAAGCACCUUCUACCUUUCCGGCGUCCCCCGCGAGCCCAUCCUCCGCAUCCUUCAGACCGCCCCCUCGAAGCCCAUCGACUCAGCCGAUGUUGCGACCUUCGUCCCCGCCGCGCGCGAGGUCCGCAAGAAAGCCUGGCCGGACUCCCUCACCACGGCGCUCGUGUGGCACUCCGUGACCGCGCUGACCGUCGGGUGGCAGGCCGUCUCCGCGCUCUAUCACCAGCUGCUCGCCUUCGCGGCCGGGGACGCCAGCUCGGACAGCGUCGAGGGCACGGUGGGCGAGCGCAUUCCGGCGCUGAUGCCGCGCCCCGCCAUCCGCACGGAGGCCUUCAUGCCGUUCGUCCGGCGCCUGAUGCUCGGCACGGGCCUUGAAUGGGGCCCGCGUAUCUUGGAAGAUAUGCUUCGGCUGGGCAUCGCGCCGACGAUCUACCAUUUUACGGAUAUGGCGGGCGUGUACGCGCGCAAGAACGAGGUCGAGCGCGUCAUGAUGAUUGUUGACAUGGUCGAGGGCGCGGCCCUGAAGGAGGCGAGAGAGAAGGGCGAAGCGCAGCCUGCCGCUAAGGCUGUGGACGCAGCAGUUCAGGCGGGCCGCUCCGACGCGGGGUCAGAGACUAGUCGUGGUUCAUCGGCGGUCAUAGGCUCUCACUCUAUUGCUUCAGAGGCUGCGCAGGAAGCUUCUCGCCUGGACGAAAUCCCACUCAAUGUAUCAGCUCACCAGCCGCGCAAGGCCGGUGCGCUCCCAGGCGCAGACCUCAUUUUCUACAUCUGCGUCAUCCGUGGGUUUAUCAUCGCCCGUAAUCUCGAGGGUGCGCUGGCUAUCGAGGAGCGCAUGUGGCGGCAUUAUGACUAUCAGCCCGGGAAUCCGUACUACGAGUCGUAUUUCGAGGACCUGCGUCGUAUGCAGGAGCAUUCGAGGCGCCGGCAGCAGGCGGUUCGGCAGAAGUGGGUCGCGAAAUACGGUCCCGAGCUUGCGCAGGAGAAGGUCGACGUAGCCAUAAAGGAGCGGUCGGAGAGGGUCAGGAAGUUGUACGGAUUGACGGACGCGGAGGCCUUGAACAGCGUACACUACGGCCCGCAUGGCCUGGGUAAAGUCAGGAAAGAUUCACAGGCUGACAGUGCCUAG
Schizophyllum commune H4-8 is the source of this 2325-nucleotide messenger RNA. RefSeq lists its product as uncharacterized. Gene Ontology annotation, molecular function: protein binding. The coding region runs from base 1 to 2325 and encodes 774 amino acids. NCBI's taxonomy places the organism in Eukaryota, Fungi, Basidiomycota, Agaricomycetes, Agaricales, Schizophyllaceae. The record is from RefSeq and is a predicted model, not a curated record. The transcript has 3 exons.